AUGGAUUUUCAAUCGUCACAAAAUUGGUGCAAAACUGCAGAGAGGAACAACCCAAGACUAACCUGGUCAGAACUCAGUCAGGUUAAGGAGUCACAAAGACGGCGAGUGAAACCUGAGAGCAUUAAUAGAUCCAUUUCAGUAACUGAGCAGGAAAUGGCCCAUGCGGGAUUCAAUGUUCAAGUUGCUUCUCAGGAGCUUCAAGGGACUGACAAGAACUACCUCUGCAAAGAGAGGUACAUUGCUGAGAUUCUGGGAAUCAUCUGCCUUGUCUUGAUGUCCACUGUGGUAAAAAUAAACGUUAUUCCCUCUACUGAAGGACCAGAGCAGAACAAAACAUCCCUGGAAACAAAGAUCCAGAAAGCAUGUCUCUGUUGUCAUUGUCUGAAAGAGUGGUUUACGUAUUCCAACAAUUGCUAUUACAUUAACACUGAGAGAAAAUCAUGGAAGGAGAGUUUGACGUCCUGUGCUUCUAAGAACUCUAACCUGCUCUACUAUGAUGAUGAAGAGGACAAA
Molecule: messenger RNA, 513 nt
Organism: Panthera uncia (snow leopard)
Lineage: Eukaryota; Metazoa; Chordata; Mammalia; Carnivora; Felidae
Product: NKG2-A/NKG2-B type II integral membrane protein-like
Exons: 5
Biological process (GO): stimulatory C-type lectin receptor signaling pathway; positive regulation of natural killer cell mediated cytotoxicity
Source: RefSeq, a predicted model, not a curated record